This is a messenger RNA of Frieseomelitta varia, 583 nucleotides long. RefSeq names its product keratin-associated protein 19-2-like. Lineage: Eukaryota; Metazoa; Arthropoda; Insecta; Hymenoptera; Apidae. The transcript has 3 exons. Bases 81 to 416 code for a protein of 111 amino acids. The record is from RefSeq and is a predicted model, not a curated record.
ACCGCCCUGUGGAUUUUCUCAUUGUCACUUCGCUCUCGAAUCUCGAAGAAGUUGCUGGGUUCAGUACCAAAUCCGGAAACAUGAAGACCGUGUUAAUUUUCGUGGCUGUGUUGGCUUCCACCCUCGCUUAUCCUGCUUAUCCUAGCAACCCUGACGAUGAUGGAGUACAAGUUCUGGAUGUUGUACAAGUUCCGCUAGCAAGGAAUGCUAGAGAGGCAAAUCCAGAGCCAGUCCAUUUUGGUCAUUUCGGUGGAUUUGGUAGAUUUGGUGGAAUUGGCAGAUUCGGUGGUUUCGGUGGCUUUCGUCCUUAUGGCUACGGGGGCGGAAGCUCCGCUCAUGCCGGCUCUAUUAGCUCCCCAUUCGGUAGCGCAUCUUUCGCGAGCGCAAAGGCUGGGGGUUACGGAUAUGGGAGAUGAGGAGCUCCUUCUUUUGAAGACUAAUGUUGGACAACGACCUAGCCUGUACUGCUCAAUUUUAUGAUACUUCCUUGUUUGUUUAAGUGUAUUUUAUAAAAUAAACUUUUGUAUAUUAAACUUGAUUAGACUUUCUUCUUUUAAUAGACAUAAAACCAAACUACACCAAA